Molecule: messenger RNA, 4369 nt
Organism: Syngnathoides biaculeatus (alligator pipefish)
Lineage: Eukaryota; Metazoa; Chordata; Actinopteri; Syngnathiformes; Syngnathidae
Gene: gmps
Product: guanine monophosphate synthase
Exons: 16
Coding region: 351-2582 (743 amino acids)
Biological process (GO): GMP biosynthetic process
Cellular component (GO): cytosol
Molecular function (GO): GMP synthase activity; ATP binding; GMP synthase (glutamine-hydrolyzing) activity
Source: RefSeq, a predicted model, not a curated record
UAAGGGGCGCUUGGCUGAUAGACGGGAGAGAACCGAGCGUAGUAUAAACCACGUGGGUUGAUGUUGUUCCCCCGUUCUCAUGUCAAUAUGUUCUUGAGCCAGGCACACACGUGUGUCUUUUAAGGUUAAUCGAACCGUGCAUCUAAUCUGUGAAAAAUUGUGUUUUCCCCAAGAAUUUUCCUGCAGGAGACCCAAAUUACAAGUGGUCUCUUCCAAUGAUGCUGGGCAAAUUUUGAUUGUAUUUUUUGGUUGAUCUGGAACUCGAACCGACUAAAAAGUGGUAAACCCAUUUAAAACAUAUGUAAUUUUGUCUCGACGACAAAAAAAAUAUUCCCAUUCAAAAAGAAUGCAUGCCUCGGGUUUUGAAAUGCAGUAUAUUUGUGACAUCCGCUCAUGAGUUGCAUGUGAUUUUUCACAUGAGUUCAGUUGUUUCAACUCGAUCAUUUAGAGCUUCUCAGUCACAUGCCAUCAAUGAGGAGUCACUGAGUCAAAUUCCUCUGGUGGACUAUAGACGGGGGUCUCGUUUUAGUCAAGUACUGCAGAUUGGCAGCGUGGAGCAGAAUGGGUCAUACGAGGGAGCCGUGGCCAUCCUGGAUGCUGGCGCCCAGUACGGGAAGGUCAUCGACAGACGUGUGCGGGAGCUGUGUGUACGCUCCGAGAUCCUCCCGUUGGAGACCCCGGCCUUUGCGAUUCGAGAACAAGGUUACAGGGCAAUCAUCAUUUCAGGGGGACCUGCGUCUGUGUACGCAGAGGAUGCACCAUGGUUCGACCCUGCUAUAUUCACCAUAGGAAAGCCUGUCUUGGGGAUUUGCUAUGGAAUGCAGAUGAUGAAUAAAGUUUUUGGCGGUACAGUUCACAAAAAAUGUGUAAGGGAAGAUGGGGUGUUCAAUAUUGGAGUGGAUAACACCUGCUCACUCUUCAGAGGCCUCCAGAAGGAGGAAGUGGUUCUGCUGACCCACGGAGACAGUGUGGAUAAAGUGGCCGAUGGCUUUAAAGUGGUGGCCCAGUCAGGAAACAUCAUUGCUGGUAUUGCCAACGAGCAGAAGAAGCUGUAUGGAACUCAGUUUCAUCCCGAGGUCGACUUGACAGAGCGUGGCAUGGAGAUGCUCCGCAACUUCCUCUUUGAGAUUGCAGGAUGCCCGAGCAACUUCACUGUCCAGAACCGCCAGCAGGCCUGCAUCAGUGACAUCAUAGAAAAAGUCGGCAAGUCCAAAGUGUUGGUGUUGUUGAGCGGUGGCGUUGACUCAACCGUAUGCACAGCCCUCCUUAACAAAGCUUUGAACCAGGACCAAGUGAUCGCAGUUCACAUUGACAAUGGCUUCAUGAGGAAGCGGGAGAGUCAGAGUGUAGAGGAGGCCCUCACAAAACUGGGCAUCAAACUCAAAGUGGUGAAUGCGUCACACACUUUCUACAAUGGAACAACAACACUUCCCAUCUCGGAGGAGGACAGAACUCCCCGGAAGAGGAUCAGUAAGACCUUGAAUAUGACCACCAACCCCGAAGAGAAAAGGAAAAUUAUUGGGGAUACAUUUGUCAAGGUGGCAAAUGAGGUGAUAGGAGAAAUGAAUCUGAAACCAGAAGAGGUUCUUUUAGCUCAGGGUACCCUGAGACCAGAUCUCAUUGAGAGUGCCUCUCAUCUUGCCAGCGGGAAGGCAGAGGUCAUCAAAACACACCACAAUGACACAGAGCUCAUCCGCAAACUCAGAGAUGAGGGAAAAGUCAUUGAACCAUUGAAAGAUUUCCAUAAAGAUGAGGUCCGAGCACUCGGGAGAGAAUUGGGCCUGCCAGAGGAGAUAGUCUCGCGGCAUCCUUUCCCUGGUCCCGGUCUGUCCAUCAGAGUCAUUUGCGCAGAGGAGCCGUACAUUUGCAAAGACUUUGCCGAAACCAAUAACAUCCUCAAAAUUGUCACAGACUUCUCUGCUAGUGUCAAAAAGCCACAUACCUUGCUGCAGAGGGUCAAGUCGUGCAUAUCAGACGAGGAGGAAGAGAAGCUCAUGCAGAUCACCAGCCUUCAUUCACUUAAUGCCUUCCUGUUGCCCAUCAAAACUGUUGGCGUCCAGGGAGAUUGCCGCUCUUACAGUUAUGUGUGUGGUGUCACAAGCAAAGAAUCACCUCAUUGGGAAUCUCUAAUGUUCCUGGCCAGACUGAUCCCUCGCAUGUGCCAUAGCAUCAAUAGAGUCGUCUAUGUGUUUGGGUCCCACGUGAAGGAGUCACCAAUCGAUAUCACUCCGACUUUCCUGACCACAGGUGUUCUAGGCACGCUCAGACAGGCUGACUUUGUUGCUCAUUCUAUCCUCAGAGAGUCAGGCUACUCCGGAAAGAUCAGCCAGAUGCCAGUCAUCCUGACGCCCCUGCACUUUGACCGCGACCCACUGCAAAAGCAGCCAUCCUGCCGACGCUCUGUAGUGGUCCGCACCUUCAUCACCAGCGACUUCAUGACAGGCAUUCCCGCCACGCCGGGCAACCAUAUACCAGAGGAGGUGGUGCUAAAGAUGGUCAACGAGAUCAGAAAAAUCCCAGGCAUCUCCAGAGUCAUGUACGACUUGACCUCCAAGCCACCUGGCACCACAGAGUGGGAAUAAAAAAAAAUGAAAAAAAAAAAAAGAAAUUGAAAAAGAAAUAACAUGGCAGUAAUAGUAGACACAAACACACACACACACACACAAAGAUGCAGUGCACAAACAAGUUAUCAGCGAAGGCUGGUGAACUCGUCACAACCUUUCAUCUCCUCCGUACGCCCCCCCCCCCCUUUUUCGUCAACAUUCCCAAGGACGACAGACUAGGCAUCCCCGCUGUGAUUGGUGCUCCUUUAUCCCCUUGUCUUAAUAUUUUUGGUGAUCAGUAUUGAUGAUGAUUUUUUUUUUUUUUUUUUUUCCACGUUCAAAAAUCUUUAAAAAGUUCUUGGUUCCCUUUUGUUGUGACGUCUACCUUCACAACGGAGCGACAAGAUGCUGUGAACAUUUUAGGUUGUGGAUGUUUCAUUGCGGGAUGAGCACAGAAUAUAACCUCGAUUAUGAAAAGAGCAGAAAGAAAUUUGGUUCAUCCCCUCCCCCCCCCCCCGGCCCUCACUUUACACGCACCCCUUUUGUCAAAGGUUGUCUUCUUGUAGUGGGUCCGAAUGUGUUCAUCCACUUAUUUUCCACUUUCUACCUGUAUACUGUGCUUUGGAGACGGUCGGUCGGCUGUCAGACGUGGCGUGGAACCGGCCGCCCCAUACGUGUGACCAAUUAACAUUUUGUAAGGUCGUUUUUUUGCCAAAAGUUCGAUGUUUGUCUUCAGCACCCCCUGGUGGUCAUCACGGACAACAUCCUUACCAAUAUACUAUAGUUCUGUGGUCCCCAACUACCGGACCGGUCCCGGGCCGUGAUUCAUCCUUCUGAAAAUUAUGUUUUAUUGCAACCGUUAACUCUCACGCGCCAGGUCUGCUCUGCUAAAAAAAAAAAAAUGCAGUUGUAGGCUUCUGCUGGAGAAAGGUCGAAAUACUUUCACUGAAUUAAAAGAUUAUCGCCACUGAGGAGCUGCAGAUCUGCAACAUGGCAACUCUAAACCGGUCCGCGGUGCAAAAAGGUUGAGGGGACACUGCUGUAGUUCGAUUGAAGCGCUGCAGGAGGCCUCAUGGGUAACUUUAUAUGUGCCUGUUUUUUAAUUUGUUUUGUUUUGUUUUCCUCUAAUGUGAUAAUAUUUCUGGACUCAGCUAUUUCCAGAAUACAAUACAAUCCGUUUUCCUCACUAGGCUGCAAUCUGUGGGCUUUUUAAACCCACCAUAAUCAUUUGUGAGAUGUGGGUCGUCUUUUGUUGCUGCUCUUUGCACAUUUUGUUCCUUUUUUUUUUUUUUUUUUGAACGUCAAGCUUUCAGGCUUCCAUCGACGUAAGCCAGUCGUUGGGAGGAGCGGCCAUGUUAGAUGCUUAACUGUGGUGUGUCACAUGUUCCAUUUAAAACUGCAAAUGUUCUUCUAUUAUGGAUCGACGACUAUAAUUCAUCCUCGCCAUCUAAAUGUUGCGCAGCUCAGGUUUAACUGAGUUGGAACCAAAUCAUGGUCAAGGCGGUUCUGUGCCUCUACGCCCAGUGUCACUUACGUCAGAGUAAAUCGUUUCGACACCAUUUUGUGUCUCCGUCUCGCUCAUCUGCCUUUUAGUGUAUAUUUUUUGUCAUGCCUCGGUGGAAAAGAGCGGCAUGAUCUCGUAAACAUCUGUAAUUGAAUUAAACUGCAAUAUCCGCUGUUAUGUUAUGCAAUUCCAUAUCUGAAGGUCUUUUUUUUUUUUUUUGGGGUCAUAUUUCGUUAGUAACGUGCCUCAAACCAAGCCACUGCAUGCAGUUUCAACAAUGAUGAAAUUUAUACGACGAAAACUGAGCUUUAAUAAAGAUCUC